CCAAAAAUUUAAAAAGGAAAAAAAAAAAAAAAAAUCACAUGUGUCCCUUACCCUUCCAUUAAAUUCUUGUAUUAGACUCAAAUCUAUAUAUAUACACACAUGACACAAUAAUGUACUAUACAGUAAUGCAAAAAAAAAAAAAAAAAAAAAAAAAAAGUUUCAUAUUCACUGCAUAUGGUUGCAUUCUUGAUUUUCUCUUUUGAUUCUAUGUAAUGGUGGUGAAAUCUCAUAGAUUUAAGCUUUGUAAAGAAAAGGAUCUGAUUUCGAGUUAGAGAAGUGAAUAAUUCUUCUGCUUUUGGUACUGCUGCCAUCUUUAAUUCCGUAACAAGAAUUGUUUGAAGAUGAUUUUGAACAAUUUGAAGCUAGGCGUUGAAGUGGUUGGUGCCCAUAACCUUUUACCGAAAGAUGGUCAAGGUUCAUCGAGUUCUUUCGUGGAACUUUACUUUGACGGUCAGAGGUUCCGCACUACCAUCAAGGAAAAAGAUUUAAGUCCUUUGUGGAAUGAGACUUUCUACUUCAACAUCUCCGACCCUUCCAACCUCCAUAUGCUCACUCUUGACGCCUAUGUGUACAACAAUGUUAGACCUACUCAGUCCAGUUCCUUUCUUGGGAAGAUUACUAUUAACGGGACUUCCUUUGUACCUUAUUCGGAUUCCGUUGUCUUGCAUUAUCCUCUUGAGAAGCGAAGUAUCUUUUCACGUGUGAGAGGAGAACUCGGCCUUAAAGUGUAUGUUAUUGACGAUCCUUCCAUAAAGUCAUCUAUGGAUACUCAGGUUCACAGCCAUUCAGUUCAAACUCCAGCUCCGAAAAUCCCGAGAUCUGAAGUGAGACAUACUUUCCAUCAUCUUCCCAAUCCAAAUCACCCACAGCAGCAACAACAACAAGCUCCUGCGUGUCCCGCUGUUCCCGUGCAUCAUGAAGGAGCAAGAUACAUUCCCGAGCAAAUGAAGGUUCCGGAAGUACCACAGCCGCCACCUCAGCUCGUCCGGAUGCAUUCUUCCACAAUGGCUCAACCCGUUGACUAUGCACUUAAGGAAACGAGUCCGUUCCUCGGAGGGGGUCGAGUUGUGGGUGGUCGUGUUAUUCGUACGGACAGGAUGUCUGGUUGUACUUAUGAUCUUGUUGAGAAGAUGCACUUCCUUUUUGUUAGAGUUGUUAAGGCUCGUGAGCUUCCCAUGAUGGAUAUUACAGGGAGCGUCGAUCCUUAUGUUGAGGUCCGCAUCGGGAAUUACAAAGGAAUUACGAAGCACAUUGAGAAAAAUCAAAAUCCUAUGUGGAAUGUAGUGUUCGCCUUUUCUCGGGAAAGGAUGCAAGCGUCCGUGCUUGAGGUCGUAGUUAAAGACAAGGAUCUUAUGAAAGAUGAUUUUGUAGGCCUGUGCAGAUUUGACCUCAAUGAAGUCCCGAUGCGGGUCCCACCCGAUAGUCCUCUAGCUCCGGAGUGGUACCGGCUUGCAGAUAAGAAAGGAGAGAAGAUAAAAGGGGAGCUUAUGCUUGCUGUUUGGAUCGGCACACAAGCGGAUGAAGCUUAUCCGGAUGCAUGGCAUUCCGAUGCAGCUUUAUCUGUUGACACGGUUGCAUCCACUCUUAUACGUUCAAAGGUCUAUCAUGCACCACGGUUAUGGUACCUCCGUGUUAAUGUUGUCGAGGCACAGGACUUGCUUCCGACUGAGAAAACUCGUUUCCCGGACGCUUACGUGAAGGUACAGAUAGGAAACCAAGUUUUGAAAACGAAGCCGGUUCAGGCUCGAACCUUCAAUCCUCUUUGGAAUGAAGAUCUCCUGUUUGUUGCUGCUGAACCGUUUGAUGAAAAUCUCGUCCUCUCAGUGGAGGAUCGCGUGGCUCCGGGUAAAGACGAGAUUAUUGGGAGGGUUAUCAUCCCUUUGAGCAUGGUGGAAAAGCGUGCUGAUGAUAAAAUGAUCCAUUCUCGUUGGUUUAACUUGGAAAAGCCCGUGGCCGUGGAUAUUGAUCAGCUUAAGAAGGAGAAAUUCUCGAGUAAACUUCAUCUACGAGUCUGUCUUGAUGGAGGCUAUCAUGUCCUCGACGAAUCCACUCAUUAUAGUAGUGAUCUUCGCCCCACAGCAAAACAGCUAUGGAGGCCCCCAAUCGGGGUUCUUGAACUCGGAGUCUUAAAUGCUGUGGGACUUCAUCCUAUGAAAACACGAGAUAACAAGGGGACAUCGGAUACAUAUUGUGUAGCAAAGUAUGGUCACAAAUGGGUUCGAACUCGAACCAUUGUUGAUAAUCUCUGCCCAAAGUACAAUGAGCAGUACACUUGGGAGGUUUUUGAUCCAGCUACGGUUCUCACUGUGGGUGUGUUCGACAACAGCCAACUCGGAGAAAAGGGUUCAUCAAACGGUACAUCCAAAGACCUAAAGGUCGGGAAGGUUAGAAUUCGUAUCUCGACACUUGAAACAGGCAGAGUUUACACACAUUCAUAUCCACUGCUUGUCCUUCAUCCUACUGGUGUUAAAAAGAUGGGUGAAUUGCAUUUGGUGAUACGUUUUACAUGCACAUCAUUUACUAACAUGCUUUACAAAUACUCACGUCCUCUUUUACCGAAAAUGCAUUACGUAAGGCCUUUUACUGUUGUGCAACUUGACAUGCUAAGGCACCAGGCAGUUAAUAUAGUUGCCAUGCGGUUGGGACGAGCAGAGCCCCCGUUGAGAAAGGAGGUGGUGGAAUAUAUGUCGGAUGUGGAUUCACAUUUAUGGAGUAUGAGGCGUAGCAAGGCGAAUUUUUUCCGUUUGAUGUCGAUUUUCACGGGAUUAUUUGCUGCGGGAAAAUGGUUUGGAGAUAUCUGCAUGUGGAAGAACCCGAUCACAACAGUCCUCGUGCACGUUCUCUUUCUUAUGCUUGUGUCGUUUCCGGAACUCAUUUUACCAACUGUUUUCCUAUACAUGUUUCUAAUAGGAGUGUGGAAUUACCGUUACCGGCCUAGGUAUCCUCCUCACAUGAACACAAAGUUAUCGCAAGCCGAGUCAGUGCACCCAGAUGAGCUUGAUGAAGAGUUCGACACGUUUCCAACUAGCCGUUCCCCUGAACUGGUGAGAAUGAGGUAUGAUCGGUUGAGGAGCGUGGCUGGACGGAUUCAAACAGUAGUUGGUGAUGUGGCAACUCAAGGAGAGCGACUCCAGUCAUUACUGAGCUGGCGUGACCCCCGUGCUACGGCCCUCUUUGUUACAUUUUGCCUUGUUGCUGCAUUGGUAUUGUAUGUGACGCCGUUCCAGGUGAUUGCUGCCCUGAUAGGUAUCUACAUGAUGAGACAUCCGAGAUUUCGACAUAGGCUGCCUUCUGUGCCAAUCAACUUCUUCCGUCGGCUGCCAGCUAGGACAGACAGUAUGUUGUAAUUGUUCCCUCUAUUGCUUUUUUAUGUAUUUUGCUCGAGCAUCAGAAUGGACUUAUUUGGGAUUGAGGCGUAGUUGUUGUUGUUGUUGUUGUACUCGAGCAUUGGAUGUGGGUACUAGAUUUAUAUUCCGGACCAUAUAAAUAAUUCUCAUGGCCUGCUACAUCUAUAUGUAUAAUAAGAUCCAUUCCUACAA
Messenger RNA from Lycium ferocissimum, 3539 nucleotides. RefSeq names its product multiple C2 domain and transmembrane region protein 7-like. Bases 342 to 3347 code for a protein of 1001 amino acids. The record is from RefSeq and is a predicted model, not a curated record. The transcript is spliced from 3 exons. Lineage: Eukaryota; Viridiplantae; Streptophyta; Magnoliopsida; Solanales; Solanaceae.